AUGUUAGUGGGCGAAGUCAAGAUAGCGGAAGAUGCUGAUUUUACUAAAUUACGAAAUUUGUGUGAAAUCCACGAAGAUUGGAAGGUUGAAUACAACAAAAACAACAUCAUGGUGUGGACCAAGACAACUGAUCUGUGCGACUUUAAGAUGCUUAAGCUUAGAAGCAUAUUUCAAGACAUCACUGCUUCAACUGUAUUUGAUGUUAUUAAUGAUCCAGUUUAUCGAAAGAAUUGGGAUAUCAACAUGAUAGAAGCUUAUGAAAUUUGUCAAUUAAGUCCAAAUAACGAUAUAGGAUAUUAUGCAAUGAAAGUUCCAAAACCACUGAAGAAUAGAGAUUUUGUUACAGAAAGAUCUUGGCUAGAUCUAGGCAAAGAAUAUCUUAUUUUUAACCAUUCAGUUAGCCAUGCAGCAAUUCCACUGAAAAAAAAUUUUGUUCGAGGUAUUUCUUAUAUAACUGGGUAUCAGAUUACAUCCCUACAUGGAGAUUGUCAUCUUCCUGGUGUUCAAGUCACUUAUGUCACUCAAUCUGAUCCUAGAGGCAAACUUCCAUCAUGGGCAGUUAACAAAGCUGCUACUAUACUUGCACCAAAGUUACUUAGCAAACUCCACAAAGCCUGCAUCAAAUAUAAUAGCUGGAAGUCAAAUAAUGACCCGCUUUGGAAACCUUGGAUUUAUCCAGAGCAAAAUACCUUACCAAAAAUUAAUUACGAAGAUGUGAUGCCAUUUGAAGUAAAAGAAUCUGAUGAACUGAUUGAUGAAACUGAUGCCUUAGAAGAAGAUAUAAUGGAAGAAGACUAA
Molecule: messenger RNA, 798 nt
Organism: Helobdella robusta
Lineage: Eukaryota; Metazoa; Annelida; Clitellata; Rhynchobdellida; Glossiphoniidae
Exons: 6
Coding region: 1-798 (265 amino acids)
Molecular function (GO): lipid binding
Source: RefSeq, a predicted model, not a curated record